This is a messenger RNA of Priceomyces carsonii, 1740 nucleotides long. RefSeq names its product Sge1p (gene SGE1). The record is from RefSeq and is a predicted model, not a curated record. Gene Ontology annotation, molecular function: transmembrane transporter activity. Gene Ontology annotation, cellular component: plasma membrane. Bases 1 to 1740 code for a protein of 579 amino acids. Gene Ontology annotation, biological process: transmembrane transport. Lineage: Eukaryota; Fungi; Ascomycota; Pichiomycetes; Serinales; Debaryomycetaceae. The transcript has a single exon.
AUGACAGAAAAAGAUGACUCAGUGCAGAAAUCAGGGAAAUACUUCGAAAGCGAUGCUGGAGAUGGAACUAAAGCGACAGAUCAGCAUAUUCAUGGCAUUAAACUAGUACUCACAUUAACUAGUUCUAUAUUCAGUUUGUUCAUUGUUGCUUUAGAUCAAACAAUCGUUUCUACGUUGUUAAAGGAAGUUGGUGAUGAAUUUAAAGAGUUUCUGAAAGUGAAUUGGUUGAAUACUGGAUUCAUGUUGCCAAUGGCAACAUUAGCACCAUCUUAUGGUAAGGUCUCCAUUGCAUUUGGUAGAAAAUAUAGUGUCUGGGUAGGUAUAGUGAUAUUUGAAAUUGGUUCAUUGGUAUCAGCACUUGCAAAAAGCAUGAAUAUGCUAAUUGGAGGAAGAGUUGUUCAAGGAGCUGGUGGAAGUCUUGUACAAUCUAUGGUAUUGGUCAUUGUGACUGAGUCUAUUCCGAUGUCUAAGCGACCACUUGCUUUUGCAUUGUUUGGUAUAACUUGGUCAGUGGCAAGUGUUUUGGGUCCAUUCAUUGGUGGUGCAUUUACAUCUCAUGUCACAUGGAGAUGGUGUUUUUAUAUUAAUUUGCCCAUUGGAGGACUUGCCUUCUUAAUGAUACUUUUUAGCUUUAAUCCUCCAAAGCCAGCUGGAAAUUUUAAAGAGAAACUAUCUAAAAUAGAUUAUAUUGGAACAUUUUUAAUUACGUCAGGUUUAGUCUUGAUCCUUUUGGCCCUUUCAUUUGGAGGCUUGGAUUUCCCUUGGAAGUCAGCUGCGGUCAUUUGCUGUUUCGUCAUAGGUGGUCUCCUUGUACUAUUAUUCGGGUAUUAUAACUUCAGAAUUUCAAAAAACCCGAUUAUUAUCAAAGAGAUCAUUACAAUACCUAAGAUUUUUGCAUCUUGCAUGAGUGCUACUUUCAACUUUGCAUUUUUCAUGUCAAUUAUAACUUACUUAGCCAUUUACUUUCAAGUUAUCUUUAAUGCAUCUGCCUGGCAAUCGGGUGUGGAUUUGCUUCCAUUUGUUAUCACCGUUUCUGUUUCAUCGGCUCUUAAUGGUGCAUUCAUGAGAUUCACAAGAUAUGUCAAGAUAACUAUGAUGAUAUCUGCUAUAUUUGGUCCGUUAGGAACUGGCCUACUACUUUUACUUCGUAAGGAUUCUCCUGCGAAAGACCGUAUUGGAUUGUUGAUUCCGAUUGGAAUCUCUGUAGGUUUACAGUUUCAAAGUUCAUUAUUGGCUGCUCAAUUAGAAGCUCCGGCUCAUAUUGAGGGCUCUAUCAUAUUAGUUACAACAUUUUUGAAUUUCGCAAAAUCUACUGGGGCAACUAUUUCACUUGCAAUAUCUCAAUUAUUAUUGCAAAACACAGGCACAGCUUACAUUAAAUCUAGCAUCAAGAAGCUUUCUAGAGAAUCUGAAGAGUACAAAAUAUUGCAUAGUAUUUCUCCCAAAACUUUGCUCCAGACUCCAAGUUUAAUUCACGAACUUCCUGAAGCAGCUAAAAACAUUGUUAUUGAUGAUUUUAUGAGGGCGCUCAAAGAUGUGUUUUACUUUGCAUUGGCUUGUUCUUUUGUUGCAUUCGUGGCUUCCGUCUUCACCACUAAUAAAAGAAUUCCGAAACAUAAAGAUGUUAAGACUUCUAAAGACGAGAAAGAAAAAAGUAGUGAUGAAGAAGCUACUGGAGAAGAUGACAGUAAGCUUUUCUCCAGAAUUACCGAAAAUGGAAGCGACGAAGUUAGAAAAUAA